AUGAACAGCGCACGCCUCACGAGGUGCCGCCCUUGCGCGCCCUCCUCACGGCUCAUUUGUGCGCCAACCGCGUCUCAUCGCUUGCUUCGCCCUCUUGCAGCCCGAGACAGCCGUCCUUUCUCCGUCUCGCACUUGCGGCCGAAGCACGAAGGUGACCCGAGGUUCAGAGACCUGGGCAAACAGAUAUCGGACGAGUAUGCCGUCGUUAGAGAACACUAUGACACGCCAAAGAACCCCAUCGUCCUCGCUCACGGACUGAUGGGCUUCUCCGAACUGCGCCUCGGCGCCUAUGUCCCGCCGAUCCACUACUGGCGCGGCAUCUCCGACUCGUUGAGCACCCUCUCCGGUCCGUCCAACAUCAUCACCACCUCCGUCCCGCCCUCGGGCUCCAUCGAGGAGCGCGCCGCAAAACUGGGCGCCGACAUCGCCGCCAAAGCCGGCGGCCGCGCCGUCAACAUCGUCGCGCACUCCAUGGGCGGGCUGGACGCCCGCUACAUGAUUUCCCAUCUCAAGCCGCGCGAUGUCAAAGUCCUUAGUCUCGUCACCGUAGCGACGCCGCACCGCGGGAGCGCGUUUGCGGAUUAUCUGUUGGAUGGGCAAGGCCCCAUUAAGCUCGCGAAUCUGUACGGGCUUAUUGAGCGUGCCGGGUUGGGGACGCAGGCUUUUGAGCAGCUUACGCAGCGGUACAUGGAGGGAGAAUUCAACCCUGCUACCCCUGACAGCGAUGAGGUGCGGUAUUUUAGUUAUGGCGCGUGUACGGACCGGCCGCCACUACUGAGCCCGUUUCGGCAAAGUCAUUGGGUCAUUGAGGAGGCCGAGGGGGCGAAUGAUGGGUUGGUGAGUGUUGCGAGUAGUCGGUGGGGAAAGUAUCAGGGCACGCUGCUGGACGUGAGCCAUUUGGAUUUGAUCAAUUGGUCGAAUCGGCUCAAGUGGACGUUGCGCAAGGUGUGGAUGGGGCAGACGAGGACGUUUAAUGCUGUUGCGUUUUAUCUCGAUAUUGCGGAUAUGUUGGCCAAGGAGGGUUUAUGA
Colletotrichum costaricense is the source of this 1029-nucleotide messenger RNA. RefSeq names its product triacylglycerol lipase. Gene Ontology annotation, molecular function: triacylglycerol lipase activity. NCBI's taxonomy places the organism in Eukaryota, Fungi, Ascomycota, Sordariomycetes, Glomerellales, Glomerellaceae. Gene Ontology annotation, biological process: lipid metabolic process. The coding region runs from base 1 to 1029 and encodes 342 amino acids. The record is from RefSeq and is a predicted model, not a curated record. The transcript is spliced from 2 exons.